This is a messenger RNA of Papilio machaon (common yellow swallowtail), 2491 nucleotides long. It is a transcript of the gene Nadsyn, whose product is annotated as glutamine-dependent NAD(+) synthetase. The transcript is spliced from 13 exons. Gene Ontology annotation, cellular component: cytoplasm. The coding region runs from base 150 to 2363 and encodes 737 amino acids. The record is from RefSeq and is a predicted model, not a curated record. Gene Ontology annotation, molecular function: NAD+ synthase (glutamine-hydrolyzing) activity; glutaminase activity; ATP binding. Gene Ontology annotation, biological process: NAD+ biosynthetic process. Lineage: Eukaryota; Metazoa; Arthropoda; Insecta; Lepidoptera; Papilionidae.
UCGUUUUAAUUAGUAUAUUUAACUUUAUGGUAGGAAGUUUAGUUGUAUUCGAUGUUAGUUGUGUGAACAUGCGUUGCCGUAGUUACGCAACCUGUUAAGUCGAUAGUUUCCACCAAUAUCGUCGUGUCAGGAUUGCAGGAUAGAAAAAAAUGGGGCGUAAAGUGGUGGUAGCGGUGUGCACUCUGAACCAGUGGGCCCUGGACUUUGAGGGCAAUUUGAGCAGAAUACUCCAGUCGGUGCAGGAGGCGAAAGAGAUGGGGGCUUUGUAUCGAACUGGUCCCGAAUUGGAAAUAUGUGGCUAUAGUUGCGAAGAUCAUUUCCACGAGCCAGAUACAUACUUGCACAGUUGGCAAGUAUUAGCAGAGCUACUAAAGUCGUCGACUUGCAAAGAUAUGCUCAUAGAUGUGGGUAUGCCUGUACAGCACAGGAAUGUAUCCUACAACUGUAGAGUCGCAUUUCUCAAUAAGAAGAUUCUGCUAAUCCGGCCUAAGAUGAUGUUGUGUGAAGAUGGAAAUUACAGGGAGACUAGAUGGUUUUCAUGUUGGACUAAGGAGCGUCAAGUAGAAGAUUACUAUCUGCCUCGGAUGAUAACUGCGAUCACGAACCAGACCACAGUACCCAUCGGCGACGCGGUCAUCGCGACCAAGGAUACUUGCAUCGGCUUCGAGAUAUGCGAAGAGUUGUGGAAUCCGCAAAGUCGGCAUGUUCCCUUAAGCCUCGACGGAGUGGAAAUCAUAUCAAACGGUUCAGGAAGCUACAUGGAACUGAGAAAAGCUUACGUCACAGUGGAUUUAGUAAAGAGUGCCACAUUUAAGAGCGGCGGGGCUUACUUAUUUAGUAAUCUAAGAGGUUGCGAUGGUCAGAGGAUAUAUUUUAAUGGUUGUUCAUGUGUCGCUGUUAACGGGGAAGUGGUCAGUCGAGGACUUCAGUUCGCUUUGCACGAUGUUGAGGUAGUUACAGCAACAAUAGAUCUCGAGGAUAUCCGCUCUUACCGCACUCAGAUUAGAUCCAGGUCUCACUUGGCAGCAUCUAAUACUCCAUUUCCGCGGAUAAAUGUUGACUUCGCAUUAUCUGAUGACGAGGACAUACAUUUGACUGUAAGUCAGCCUAUAGAAUGGAAAUAUUUGACGCCUGAGGAAGAAAUUGAAUUGGGUCCCGCAUGUUGGCUGUGGGAUUACUUGCGGCGCUCUGGUCAGGGCGGCUUCUUCCUGCCGCUGAGUGGGGGCGUGGACUCCACCAGCACCGCCUGCAUUGUCUUCUCUAUGUGUACGCAGAUCUGUGACGCGGUACAAAAAGGAGAAAGUCAAGUACUAUACGACGUGCGUAAGAUACUCUGCCAGUCAGAUUACACGCCGUCAGAUCCUAUGGAGUUGUGCAAUCGUCUGCUUGUCACAUGUUAUAUGGCCUCAGAGAACUCCAGUCAGGAAACUAAACAACGCGCUCUGCAACUUGCAAGUGAGAUCGGAAGUUAUCAUUUUCCGAUAGUAAUCGACUCAGCAGUUAGCGCAGUUCUAGGCAUAUUCACUACUGCAACAGGUCUUGUGCCUAAGUUCAGGAGCAAAGGUGGUUGUCCUCGACAAAAUCUAGCCUUGCAAAAUAUACAGGCUCGUCUACGUAUGGUGCUAUCGUAUUUAUUCGCCCAGUUAAUGCUGUGGGCGCGAGGCAGGCCGGGCGGCUUGCUAGUGUUAGGCUCGUCUAAUGUUGACGAAGCACUGCGAGGUUAUAUGACGAAAUACGACUGUUCCAGUGCAGAUGUCAAUCCUAUAGGCGGCAUAUCUAAAACUGAUUUGAAAUCUUUCCUACAGUACGCUAAGAAUAGAUUCUUCUUACCAUCUCUAUCGGAGAUCCUGCAAGCGCCGCCGACGGCUGAGCUGGAGCCGCUCGCGGACGGCCAGAUUACACAGACCGAUGAACAGGAUAUGGGCAUGACUUACGCGGAGCUCUCACAGUUUGGUCGCCUCAGGAAGACACACCAUUGCGGACCAUUCAGCAUGUACCAAAAACUGGUACAUUCCUGGAGCAAUAAGUGUACACCGCAAGAAGUUGCGGAGAAAGUGAAGCAUUUCUUCCGUUGCUAUGCGAUCAACCGUCACAAGAUGACGGUGUUGACUCCGGCGUACCACGCGGAGACUUACAGCCCCGACGACAACCGCUACGACCAUCGCCCCUUCCUCUACCGCGUGCACUGGAACUGGCAGUUCAAGGCCAUCGAUGACGCCGUAGCACAAAUGAUGAAGGACAAAAGAGCGUCCAGUGUAGAUAGACCUGCGAAGGUUGACUCAAUGGGAAGCAACAACUCCAUUACGUCAACACUGUCCGCACCCUUCAACAUGCGCAGAGAUAGGAAAGGAGUAUUAAUUUAAUUUGUAUUAAAUUAGUAUUAGAAGUAGUUUAGUACCAGUAGUUAGUAUUAAGUAUUUCAGUAGUAUUCAAAAAUCUUGUUUUUUUAAUAUAGGUUGACCAAAAACUGAGCCUUAAAUUAAGACUUAAG